This is a messenger RNA of Saccharomyces cerevisiae S288C, 843 nucleotides long. RefSeq names its product putative ribosome biosynthesis protein GDT1 (gene GDT1). The transcript has a single exon. Gene Ontology annotation, molecular function: metal ion transmembrane transporter activity. Gene Ontology annotation, cellular component: Golgi apparatus. Bases 1 to 843 code for a protein of 280 amino acids. The record is from RefSeq and is marked reviewed. Gene Ontology annotation, biological process: calcium ion transport; proton transmembrane transport. NCBI's taxonomy places the organism in Eukaryota, Fungi, Ascomycota, Saccharomycetes, Saccharomycetales, Saccharomycetaceae.
AUGGGAAAUAUGAUAAAGAAGGCAUCUUUAAUAGCCCUCCUACCGCUGUUCACCGCCGCAGCCGCUGCAGCUACUGAUGCGGAGACAUCUAUGGAAUCUGGGAGUUCUUCACAUUUGAAGUCUUUUUUAAUGUCCGUUUCUAUGAUUGGGCUUUCUGAAAUUGGUGACAAAACCUUCUUGAUCGCAGCCUUGAUGGCAAUGCGUCACAAAAGAGUUCUGGUGUUCUCAGCAGCAGCUACCUCCCUCGCUAUUAUGACCAUCCUUUCUGGUGUGGUGGGUCAUUCAGCCGUUGCUUUUCUUUCUGAACGCUAUACAGCAUUUUUUGCAGGUAUUUUAUUCUUAGUGUUCGGUUACAAAUUGACUAUGGAAGGUUUGGAGAUGUCUAAGGAUGCAGGUGUUGAGGAGGAAAUGGCUGAAGUGGAGGAAGAAAUUGCCAUUAAAGACAUGAACCAGGAUAUGGAUGAUGUUGAAAAAGGAGGCGACACUGCGUAUGAUAAACAGCUGAAGAACGCUUCGAUUGGUAAAAAAAUAGUGCACAGGAUUCGCGAAUUAGCAUCAUUUAUGUUUUCCCCAGUUUGGGUUCAAAUUUUCCUGAUGGUUUUCCUAGGCGAGCUAGGUGACCGUUCACAAAUUAGUAUUAUUGCCAUGGCUACUGACAGCGACUAUUGGUAUGUUAUUGCAGGUGCUGUUAUUGGUCAUGCCAUUUGCUCUGGAUUAGCAGUGGUGGGUGGGAAAUUAUUGGCAACAAGAAUUAGCAUAAGAACAAUCACUCUUGCUAGCUCGUUGUUAUUCUUCAUUUUCGCCUUGAUGUAUAUAUAUCAAGCAUUCACAACUCAGGAUUGA